This is a messenger RNA of Colletotrichum costaricense, 942 nucleotides long. RefSeq lists its product as uncharacterized. The record is from RefSeq and is a predicted model, not a curated record. NCBI's taxonomy places the organism in Eukaryota, Fungi, Ascomycota, Sordariomycetes, Glomerellales, Glomerellaceae. The coding region runs from base 1 to 942 and encodes 313 amino acids. The transcript is spliced from 3 exons.
AUGGCACGAUACGGAAAUGCUCCUAAUCAGUCAAUCUUGGUCAAGGGCUUGAAGAUGGCGUAUCGUUGGUUGGGACCGAACGUUGGGAUUCCGGUGAUUCAUCUCGUAUCAUUCAGGGCUACAAUGAGCCAGAUAGAUCCGGUUUCUAUGAAUAAGAUAGCCGAGAAGCGGCCAGUCAUUCUCUUUGACAACGCUGGUGUCGGCAGAUCCGAGGGACAAGUGCCUACAUCUUACGCAGGCUGGUCGGAUUAUUGCGCAGAACUCAUCGUACAACUCGGAUUUAAUCAAGUGGAUGUCUUGGCCUUUUCGAUGGGCGGAUGCGCGGCUCAGAUGCUGGCUUUGAAUUAUCCAGCUUUGGUUCGCCGUCUGAUCCUCAUUGGAUCCCUUCCAAGUAUUGGACCAGGAGUCAUACUCCCGCCGCCCGCACCCUUUCAGGGUAUCCGUAUGGCACAUGAUCAUGAGUCUCAGGAAGCUGCGCUGCUGGAAUUUUGUUUUCACUCUUCAGAUGCCAGUCAAGCAGCGGGGAGAGCGACGUUUCGGAGAAUGCUUGCGGCCAGAGAUGAUUGGUCCGAUUUGAUUGAUGCCGAUAGCACCCGACGUCAAGUACAGGCGUUUGCUAAGUUUAUGAAUCCAAAACACUCAUCAGAAGGCUCUUUCGGGCGUUUCGACGAACUGAGAAUUCCGGUUCUGAUAAUCAGGGGAUCUCACGACUAUGUCUUCGAAAGAAAGACAUGCCAAGCUAUGGCGAGACGAAUGUAUGAUGCUGCUGUCAGUGUUUACGAGUUUCCGGAUGCUGGUCAUGCUCCACACUGGCAAUAUCCAGAGGGGUUUGCCGAACUUGUGGACUCUUUCUUAUGUGCUCAGGACACAAUGGCGGUCCAAGAGCUACCAGAAAAUUGGGUGCGUUGGAUUCAUGGUUCGGACUUGAUCAGUAAAAUUUGA